AGGGGGGAGGUUUGGAGCAGCCUGGACUCGCGGUGUCUCACAGCGUUUCUCCGACAGGAAUGAGCCAAACACUUUCUAAGAUUUUCUUAAAAAGCACCUCAGUUUGUGGAGACGAAUAAGAAAAAGAACCAGAGCUCUAGGUGAAUUGUGUCAGAGUCUUUAAGUCUACUUUAGGACAGUUUUCGUCGGCGAGGACACUUGGUUUCAUCGCGAACGGAACCUUUUUGGGAUAAAGGGACGAAAGAAAAGCGCCGCUCUCUCCAGGUUAGCCCGGUAGGAUAAAAGAAGCUCGUCGCCAAGGAAAACAGACCCCGUUGUUAAAAAAGUGAUUUAAAUUGGCUUUAUUUAGCAAGUUUUCCCCCGCUCUGUUGCUUAUCUGGCUCUUUCGGGGGUGGAGGGGGACGCACAUUCUUUUCUUCUCCCCGUUAAGUUUGGCAAAAGUAUGCGCAAACUUGUUAGCUAGGCGCCGAGUGACCGGAGUACGUGAGCUGCACACGUUUAUGUCUGGAUUUACUGUUUUCCUCAAGUUUCGUUGCAUCAGAUUUCAGCCCAGCACGGAGUGUUUCACCGGCCCAGUCUGAAGGCGAGCACUGCGAAUGAGCCACUGCUGAUGCCCCAAAGGUCUGAAUGGAGUUCAAGUCGCAGCGGAGCCUUAAGUUGUAGCUCCCUCAGCAGAAUGCUGAUGAGGCAAAGUGUACUUCUGAUCCUGGCUGUAUUUGCCCAAGUUUUAAAGACCCAGUGUCGACCGGCCAACACCGAUGAAGUGCUUGUGGAAACGCAAGCAGAGCUGUUCACGCGGUACCCCGGAGAUCGUCUGGAGCUGAGUUGCUCUGCCAAGGAGCAGCUCCACGCCGUCAACUGGACCAAAGACCACGUGGCCGUAGCGGACGGGGAGCACACGCGCAUCCGCAACGGCCAGUUGGAGAUUGAGACCGUGGAGUUGACGGACUCCGGUCUGUACGCGUGCACCACCUUCGGCAACCACAGCGUCUAUUUUAACGUCACAGUUGAUACCCUGGCCUCGUCGGAGGACGACGAUGAAGACGAGGAGUCCUCAUCCGAGGAAGCCAAACUGCUGGGCAGUCAGAAACUGCUGCCAAUGGCUCCACAAUGGGCUCACCCAGAAAAAAUGGAGAAAAAGCUUCACGCUGUCCCGGCCAGUAAGACGGUGAAGUUCCGAUGCCAGGCCAGCGGCAAUCCAACCCCUACUCUGAAAUGGUUCAAAAACGGCAAGGAGUUCAAGAGAGACCAUCGUAUUGGAGGCUUCAAGGUCCGGGACCACGUGUGGACCAUCAUCAUGGAGUCUGUAGUCCCCUCUGACAAGGGAAACUACACCUGCGUGGUGGAAAACCAGUACGGCAGCAUCAACCACACCUACCAGCUCGAUGUAGUCGAGCGCUCUCCCCACAGGCCGAUCCUGCAGGCGGGUCUGCCGGCCAAUCGCACCGUGCCCGUGGGAAGCGACGUGGAGUUCGAGUGCAAGGUGUUCAGUGACCCUCAGCCUCACAUACAGUGGCUGAAGCACAUCGAGGUCAACGGGAGCCGCGUGGGUCCCGAUGGUUUGCCGUACGUCCGUGUCCUUAAGCAUUCUGGGGUCAAUAGCUUGGACGCUCAGGUGCUGACCCUCUACAAUGUGACCGAGGAGGAGAGCGGAGAAUAUAUAUGUAAAGUUUCCAAUUAUAUAGGAGAGGCCAAUCAGUCGGCCUGGCUGACUGUCACCAAAUAUAAGCCCACAGCCGUCACGCACUACCCGCCGGCCAGCCACACGUACCUGGAGGUGGUGAUCUACUGCGUGGGCUUCUUCUUCAUCGCCGUCAUGAUCGCCAUCGCCGUCAUCGUCAAGAUCCGCACGUCGUCCAAGAAGAGCGACUUCAACAGUCAGCUGGCCGUGCACAAGCUGGCCAAGAGCAUCCCGCUGCGCAGACAGGUAACAGUGUCCGUGGACUCGAGUGCCUCCAUCCACUCCGGAGUGAUGCUGGUUCGCCCCUCCCGCCUCUCCUCGAGUGGAUCUCCGAUGCUGUCGGGGGUGUCGGAGUACGAACUGCCCCAGGAUCCUCGCUGGGAGUUUUCUCGCAGCAGACUCGUCCUCGGGAAGCCCCUUGGUGAAGGCUGCUUCGGUCAGGUGGUGAUGGGGGAGGUGCUGGGUCUUGACAAGGAGAAGCCAAACCGUGUGACCAAGGUUGCCGUCAAAAUGUUGAAAUCUGAUGCCACAGAGAAAGACCUGUCAGACCUGAUCUCAGAGAUGGAGAUGAUGAAGAUCAUUGGGAAGCACAAGAACAUCAUUAAUCUGCUGGGAGCCUGCACACAGGACGGUCCCCUGUAUGUGAUCGUGGAAUACGCAUCCAAGGGGAACCUGCGCGAGUACUUGAGAGCUCGGCGGCCCCCGGGCAUGGAGUACUGCUACAACCCAGACCAGGUCCCUGUGGAGAACAUGUCCAUCAAAGACCUGGUGUCCUGUGCUUACCAAGUGGCUCGAGGCAUGGAGUAUUUGGCUUCUAAAAAGUGCAUCCACAGAGACCUCGCCGCCCGCAACGUCCUGGUGACCGAGGACAGCGUGAUGAAAAUAGCCGACUUCGGCCUCGCGAGAGACAUUCACCACAUCGAUUACUAUAAGAAGACGACCAAUGGUCGCUUGCCAGUCAAGUGGAUGGCCCCCGAGGCUCUGUUUGACCGGAUAUACACGCACCAAAGUGAUGUCUGGUCGUUCGGGGUGCUGCUUUGGGAGAUCUUCACCCUGGGAGGCUCGCCGUACCCCGGCGUCCCCGUGGAGGAGCUGUUCAAGCUGCUGAAGGAGGGUCACCGCAUGGACAAGCCGUCGACGUGCACACACGAGCUGUAUAUGAUGAUGAGGGACUGCUGGCACGCCGUGCCUUCACACAGACCCACAUUCAAACAGCUGGUAGAGGAUCUAGAUCGCUGUCUGGCCAUGACUUCCAACCAGGAGUAUUUGGAGCUCUCCGUGCCUCUGGACCAAUACUCCCCCAGUUACCCCGACACCCGCAGCUCCACCUGCUCCUCCGGCGAGGACUCGGUCUUCUGCCACGACGCCGGCGCCGAGGAGCCGUGCCUGCCAAAGUUCCCCCCCCACUCCAACGGGGCAGCUAUUAAGAAACGCUGAUACCUCAUCUCUCCGCUCAGACAAACUUUUGACAUUUCCUUUUGCUCCCUGCCUCGCGGGGUAGGACUCUUUACCCCCUAACCCCCACCCGGUAUUCCCAGAGAUGAAGCUAUAACAAAAAAACAAAAAAAAACACUCUGCGAGGAAGGAGCUGGGAGUCACCUCGCGUGGACUGAAGAGUGCCGCGUUUUUUUUCCCGGGUUCGCGGCGGUGACGGGUGUUAAUGGGGCACUUUGUAUUAACGGGGAGGAGGCGAUUGGUCGCGGCGUCGCAGGAACGCUUCACUUUGGUCAUUCCGUGGUCUGGACCCACUGUGAUUAUGUUUUUUUGUUUUUUUGCCGUCAUUAGUGGAGGACAACGUUCCGCUUUCUACACCAAACCCAGACACUAAAGAGCAUCAUUCAUUCAUUCAUUCAUUCUCUUCUUGUAAAUACAGUUAGAAAAUUAUAAAUAUGAAUAUAUAUUUACACUGUACUCUUAUUUUUUAAUACCAUAAUUGAUUUAUUUUCUUUUCUACAAGGUUUGUUUUCGACCCGUUAUUGAAUGUAGUCGUCAGUAGGGGCAGUUGUUACAUGAUUUAAAAAAAAAAAAAGAAAAGAAAAAAGAAGUUGCUGAGGAUUACACGGCCAGUCGUCAAUGGAUUUAAAAAAAUAUGUGGUUUUUUUUUUUUAUUUUUAUUAACUGUACAUGCCUUUUAUGACACCAACUGCAAUACAGUGUAGCUCAGUGUUUGGGUGUCUCUCCAUAAAGAGAUGGAUUUAUAAA
Messenger RNA from Solea senegalensis (Senegalese sole), 3883 nucleotides. RefSeq names its product fibroblast growth factor receptor 1a (gene fgfr1a). The record is from RefSeq and is a predicted model, not a curated record. Gene Ontology annotation, molecular function: ATP binding; fibroblast growth factor receptor activity; fibroblast growth factor binding. The transcript is spliced from 18 exons. Gene Ontology annotation, cellular component: signaling receptor complex; membrane. The coding region runs from base 611 to 3118 and encodes 835 amino acids. Gene Ontology annotation, biological process: protein phosphorylation; fibroblast growth factor receptor signaling pathway; positive regulation of kinase activity. Lineage: Eukaryota; Metazoa; Chordata; Actinopteri; Pleuronectiformes; Soleidae.